UUAAUAAAAUAAGUAUUUUUUUGUUGUUCUAGAAUUAAAUUAUUAUAAGUUCGAACUGGUGAAUAUAUAUUAGACAGAUAUUUAUAUUUCGAGUCUUCACUUAUAUUCUAUAACAGUUUGAUAUAUUAGAUUUGAACACUAACCUGUGAAUAGAGUUUGCAGGAGAUUUUCUUCAAAAAUUUGAUUCUUCGAAAAUUUGAUUCUUCGAAAUGUAUCUAGAGUGAAACUAAUUUUCACAAAUGUCCAUCUUUUUAAAUUGACAUUUAUGUAAUUCAUCGAAUUCACAAAAGAAGUUAAAAAAAACUCACAUUAGUGAAACAAAAACGAGGCGAAUGCAGAAAUUUAUAGAGGUAAAAAAAUGAAAUCACUUAUAGAUAGCCAAUACUAAACAAAUCGAGAGCAGAAAACCUUAUCAUUUUUCGUCAUUUUUACAAUUGAUGUUGCCUAUCUAAUUUUGGUGAUUUAUGUCAGCGGCAAAACUUUUUUUUUUUUUUGUAUAUAAAGUCUUAAAAAUAAUUAAAAUGAGUUAUAAUACGUUAACUCUUCAACAACAAUGAUACAUUUAAGAGACAAAUAUUUUUAUAAUUCGUCAUUUUACAAUCAAUAAAGAUUGUAGUGUUUCACAAUGUUAAAAUUAUUUAAUGAACAAAAUUAGUAUAAAAAACUUAUCACGUGCAUGUGUGCAUAUUAUCAUCUUGUUUAUUUAAUUGAAACAUGGUUACAAUUUGAAAAUGACCUUUUAGUCAUGUGUUAUAUUACAUAAAUGAUAAUAAUAAUUAAUGAAAACAAUUAAACUUCAUUAAGGUAAUUAUGAAAACAAUAUUGUACUAUAUAUUAUCUACAUUAUCUCAUGUUUACAAACAACACAAUAAUUAAUUUUGUGUCCAAAAAAAAUGUAAAAUAUAGUCUACUUUUCUAAACCAACCUAUAAUUAAUAAAAAAAAAAUUAUGAUUACAAUUUUCUUAGGGUUUAUUUCAUUUAAAACACAAAAAAUAUUUAUCAAAUACAGAACAAGUUGAACAAAUAGAAUUAUCAUUUCGAUUAUAAACUAAGAAACAAUUAAUAAAUUUUUCGGCUAAAAUAAUUUCAUGUUUUGAAAGUGCAAAUCAAAAUUUAGUAUUGGUUAUAACAAAUACCAUACAUGUUCAUGGACUAACUACUAAACAUUAAAGCCUUUGUUCAAAAAAAAAGGGACUACUAAACAUUACUGAAAUGAAGUCUCACGUGACGUUUCCAGUUUAUCAUCAUAAUUGGAUGUAACAUUUGUUAUUGACCAAACCCUAAGAAGGUAUCGAAAUAAAUAUGUGGAAGUAGAAUAGAAAAGUGCAAAUAAAUGUAAUUCAAGCCGUCUUCUUGACCAUGAGAAAGAGUCCUCCAAUACUUGACCAUGUCCAUGAGAAAGAGUCCUCCAAUACUUGCUUACCAUAUUUUUUGUUAUUUGUGUUGAAGAGAAAAAAUACCGUAAGUUAUUCAAAACAAAACCUUCCUUUUUGAGAAAGAAUUCAAAGUAACCUUUAUGACAAAAAAGUGAAUUUUAAAUGAAAUGUAUGAACAGUUUUCUUUUUGUAAACGUGUUCUCUCAAGAAAAAAUUCUAUAAAUUAAGAUCCAGCGGUAAGAAAGUUUCAUAAAGCACAAAAUCAAAACAAAAAAAGGAUCCAAAUGAAAGAAGCUCUUUCUGUUUUGUGUCUUGCUCUUCUUGUUUCGGUUUCCGAAGCAGCAGUCACGAAACCAGGUAUUGGAGAAUUCCUCGGAUGUCUUCGUUCUUGGCCUAGUCCCGAAUCUCCAAUCACCGAUGAUAUCUUCACUGCCGAUAACACCACCACCUUCUUGUCUUCUUACUUGGCUUACACGAAAAACACGAGGUUCGAGAGCCCUAACUACCAAACACUGUUGGCCAUCGUCACGGCAAAAAACCUAUCUCACAUUCAAGCCACGGUGGUAUGCGCAAAGUCCAACGGUGUCCAGAUACGUAUCCGAAGCGGAGGCCAUGACUACGAGGGGCUAUCAUACAUCUCCUCAGUCCCAUUCGUCAUUCUCGAUCUGUUCAAUCUCAGGUCUAUUACCGUUGACGUGCCAAGCAAGCAAGCUUGGGUUGAAGCGGGUGCCACGUUGGGAGAGCUCUACACAAAGAUCAGCGACGCGAGCGAAACGUUAGCGUUUCCUGCUGGCGUUUGCUCUACCGUAGGAGCUGGAGGACACAUAAGCGGUGGAGGAUACGGGAACCUCAUGAGAAAAUACGGAUUAACAGUGGACAAUGUCGUUGAUGCACUUAUAGUUGAUGUUAAUGGCAAGCUCUUGAAUAGAUCUACAAUGGGAGAAGAUCUCUUCUGGGCGAUUCGAGGUGGUGGUGGUGGGAGUUUCGGAGUCAUCCUCUCUUGGAAAAUAAACCUAGUCGAUGUUCCAGAGAUCUUGACGGUGUUUAGGGUUAACAAAACAUUGGAACAAGGCGGAAUCGAUGUUCUCUACAAGUGGCAGCUUGUCUCAUCCAAACUCCUUGAUGGACUUUUCCUCAGAGCACUGUCUCAGGUCGUAAACAGAACCAUCACGGUUGAGUUCUAUGCUCAGUUCUUGGGUCGAGCCGAUGAGCUUGUGGCGAUAGUGAACCAAAGCUUACCUGAACUAGGGCUAAAACGCCAAGAUUGUUUAGAGAUGAGUUGGCUUAACACAACGUUGUUUUGGGAAGACUUACCUGUCGGUACACCGACAAGCGUUCUUUUAGAUAGACCGUCUAAACCGGAAAAGUUCUUCAAGAGCAAAUCGGAUUAUGUCAAGAAACCAAUCCCUAAAGAAGGAAUCAAGAAGCUUUGGGAAGCAUUGUUGGAGUUCAACAAUAAUAAUAUUGUGUAUAUGCAAUGGAACCCUUACGGUGGCGUGAUGGACACGGUUCCGGCGGCCGCCACCCCGUUUCCUCAUCGGAAAGGAAACUUGUUCGAGGUUCAGUAUUAUACGUCGUGGUUGGACGCAAACGCCACAAUGGGUAGCUUGGAUAUGAUGAAGAAGUUGUACGAGGUUGCGGAACCGUACGUGUCAAGUAACCCGAGAGAGGCGUUUUUGAAUUACAGAGACAUUGAUAUUGGAAGCAAUCCGAGUAAUGAAACAAACGUUGAGGAAGCUGAGAUCUAUGGUUCGAAGUAUUUCGUGGGGAAUUUAAAGAGGUUGAUGGAAGUUAAAGCCAAGUAUGAUCCUGAGAACUUUUUCAAGAACGAGCAGAGUAUUCCUCCUGCGCGUGUGAAGCAGUAGUGUUGCUAGUUUUCAAAAUUUAAUUGUAAUAAGUUAUGUGGACAUGUGUUAUAGACUUUAUAGUAGCUGUAUUGUUUUCGUUGCUGUCCCAUAAUUUGCAUUAUGAUCAUUUUGUUAUAUUUAGUCAUUACUGAAUAAAGAAUUUCAUCGAACCGAGGUUUUGUACUUUUAUUUAGAAUAGCGGAAGCACUUAAUAAAUUGAGAAUUAUAAUUUACCGUUUUGUGAUGAAGGUUAAUGAUUAGAACAAUACUUUUGUAUUAAGUUAAACCAAUGCAAGAAACUUUUAAACUCAAAUCAUUAUGUAUGUUAAACGUUCUUUUUUUGUGUACUUUGAUUUCUAAUAACAAAAGCAAGUAGGCAACCCGUAUAGUUAAACCAAUUCUAGUGAAAACUUCCAUAUAUGUUACAAAAAGAAUUAUUCGAUGUUUGGUUGUAGUGUUUUACAAUGGACGAGCAAACAUCAAAAGCUGUCACCGAGACCUUUGUACGUUUAUUCGAGGAAGGGCUUAUCUAUAGGGAUAUUCGGCUUGUUCAUUGGGAUUGUCAUUUGAAAACAGCUGUUUCUGACGAUGAGGUAAGUCAUUGCCAUUGCGAUUCAUCCCGAUGAUGCAAGAUACAAGCAUCUUCAUGGGAAAUUUGCUGUGCACCCAUUUAAUGGACGCAGGUUACCAAUUAUCUGUGAUGGAAGGCUUGUUGACCCAGAUUUUGGUACCGGUUGUGUUAAGGUAUGUAUUUGGAUGCUAUGUUUCUGGUUGGAUUAUAUAUUUAAUCAAGUAUUAUUCAAUUAUACGGAUUUACUGAUAAAUUUGAUUUUAUAAUGGAUUUAAAUGAUUUUUUUGUUGAAAAUACAAAGACUCAAAUCCGAAGGUAAACUUCCGGAUUUGUAAAUAAAAUCUGAAUUUUUUUAAAAAUCUGUAUAUUUUACUUAGCUUUAUAAA
This is a messenger RNA of Brassica rapa (field mustard), 4181 nucleotides long. Its product is annotated as berberine bridge enzyme-like 4. Gene Ontology annotation, molecular function: oxidoreductase activity; FAD binding. Lineage: Eukaryota; Viridiplantae; Streptophyta; Magnoliopsida; Brassicales; Brassicaceae. The record is from RefSeq and is a predicted model, not a curated record.